AUGGUACACAUGCAGUCGACAUUGGAAGAAUUACCCGAUGAAAUUUUGAUGAUUAUUUUCGGUUAUUCGGAUGAUAUCUAUUCUUUAUUUCAAACAUUUCUCGGUUUAAAUCAGCGUAUAAAUAAUAUUCUUCUUGACAAACGAUCACAUUUAUUCAUUAAUUUUCUGUGCAUAAAUAUUGAUCAUGAAACAAUGUGUUUCUAUUAUAAUUCAUCAGAAUUUCAACAUAUAACACGAAUACUAAAGUCGCUAAAUGAAACUGUGAAUAACAAUGAAAUUAUCCAAUCAUGUCUAGAAUCAUUAGUUUGUUUUCAUAUUCAAAAUCGAUAUAUUCAAUUAGAGAAUGAAUUUCAACUAAAUCAAAAACAUUUUCAAGUCAUACGUAAACAAAUGACUCAUAGUGAAAUUCAAAAAAUUGAUAACGAACUACAACUUGCAUGUCAAGAAUUAGUAAUAACUUCGAAUACAAUUCAUAAAAUACAUUCACUUAUUUAUACACGUGGUGCACGUGUCAAAUAUGAUGAUCCUCAGAUAGAUUCAUUUGAUUUAGCUAGAGCUAUUUGUAAUCAAAUAGUUGUCUACUUUCAAUUCCCUUUAAAAUAUUCUCGAAAACAUUUCGAUCAUCUUAUAUUUAUAUUCAAAGGACUCAUCAUUUCAAAUCCAAAACUUUUAAAAAAUUCACAGUAUCUCAGCUAUGGUUUGAAUGUACUUCAUUGUUUACUUAUAACUAUAUUUAAACGAGCUUUUAUUUAUACUCAACAAUCAUGUACAACAAAUCUGUAUUAUUAUCAAUCACUUAUCGAUUUAAUUUUAUUAUCAAUACGAUCUAUUUUAAAUGAAAAUUUGUGGUCAACAAGUUAUUUGUACGAAAUAUUAUCACUGAUGAAAUCGAAGGAACAGUCAAUUAGUAAUAUUAUUAUUCAAACAACAGAAAUGGAACUAAUAAAAAUUUUACUCAAUGAAUUGAAUUUAGAUUUAAAUGAAUCAUGCGACGACGAUCCAAAUCAUUCGUUAGCAUACGCUUUGAAUCGUUUGAUUAAAACUGACCGUAUGGAUAUUGUUCUUAUGAUGUAUCGACACAAUAAAACUGUACGAGAUCUUUUUCAAAAGACAGAUUAUAUAGAAAAAAAUGUUGAUAUUAUGCUUGGAAAUCAUAAAAGAAAACAAUUAUUCAAUCAAUUAAUCGAUGAAAAACCGUUAAAUACAUGUUUUACAACGAGAAAAUUUUUAUUUCAACUAUUAGGUAAAAAACAAUUUGAAAUGGUAAAAAAACUUCUGAAAUUAUCGAUAUCAGUUUUAAAUGAAAUCGAUGAAGAUGGUAAUGAUAUUUUAUUAUAUUUAUGUUUAAAAAUUCGUGGUUGUCGGCAUCGUUUUAUUGAAUAUUUAAUUAAAAUUGGUUGUAAUACACAAAGGAUAAAUUAUUAUGGUCAAUCAUUUUUUAAUGCUAUAGAAUUGAAACAAAAUCAAAAAUUAUUAAACAAAUUAUUCGAACAUGAAAUCAUUUUAUUUGAUAAUUUAACGGGAAAAAUAAUAAUUUUGACAAAUCUUUUUAAAUAA
Messenger RNA from Adineta steineri, 1557 nucleotides. The record is from the annotation of a GenBank genome assembly. Lineage: Eukaryota; Metazoa; Rotifera; Eurotatoria; Adinetida; Adinetidae.